Messenger RNA from Alosa sapidissima (American shad), 7086 nucleotides. It is a transcript of the gene med12, whose product is annotated as mediator complex subunit 12. The record is from RefSeq and is a predicted model, not a curated record. Gene Ontology annotation, cellular component: mediator complex. Gene Ontology annotation, molecular function: transcription coactivator activity; beta-catenin binding. Bases 57 to 6578 code for a protein of 2173 amino acids. NCBI's taxonomy places the organism in Eukaryota, Metazoa, Chordata, Actinopteri, Clupeiformes, Clupeidae. The transcript is spliced from 44 exons. Gene Ontology annotation, biological process: regulation of transcription by RNA polymerase II.
UCCGGCUUGCGAAUCUCAAGCGGAAAGGAGAGAGGCUUGGUUGUGAUGCCGCUGGGAUGAUGGCUGCGUUUGGGAUCCUUAGUUACGAACAACGACCCUUGAAGCGGCCAAGGCUCGGGCCUCCGGACGUCUAUCCUCAAGACCCAAAGCAAAAAGAGGAUGAAUUGACUGCAUUGAAUGUGAAGCAGGGAUUCAAUAAUCAACCAGCGGUAUCAGGAGAUGAACAUGGCAGUGCAAAGAAUGUCAAUUUCAACCCCUCUAAGAUCAGUUCAAAUUUCAGCAGCAUCAUUGCAGAGAAGCUGCGAUGCAACACAUUCCCAGACACAGGCAAACGGAAGCCACAGGUCAAUCAGAAGGAUAACUUCUGGCUUGUCACAGCUAGGUCUCAGAGCUCAAUCAACAAUUGGUUCACAGACCUGGCAGGAACCAAACCACUCACUCAGCUGGCGAAGAAGGUUCCCAUCUUCAGUAAAAAAGAGGAAGUUUUUGGCUAUUUAGCCAAGUACACAGUGCCAGUGAUGCGAGCCGCAUGGAUGAUUAAAAUGACGUGUGCGUAUCACGCGGCCAUCACAGAGACGAAAGUGAAGAAACGCCAUGUGAUUGACCCUUGCAUCGAGUGGACUCAGAUAAUUACUAAAUACCUGUGGGAACAGCUGCAGAAGGUUGCUGAGUUUUACCGGCAGUCUCCCAACCAGCCGUGCGGCUCCCCUCCCCCGGCCCCCCCUGCUGAGGUGGAGAUGGCCAUGAAGCAGUGGGAGUACAACGAGAAGCUGGCCAUGUUCAUGUUCCAGGAUGGCAUGCUAGACAGACACGAGUUUCUGACGUGGGUCCUGGAGUGUUUUGAGAAGAUCCGACCUGGUGAAGACGAGCUCCUGAAACUCCUGCUGCCUCUCCUGCUCCAGUACUCGGGAGAGUUUGUGCAGUCGGCCUACUUGUCUAGGCGGCUGGCGUACUUCUGCACGCGCCGGCUCAACCUGCUGCUAAGUGACGGCAGCAUGGGGCCCAGCUCUGGAGGGCAUCCCACCCACGGGAUCUCUGCCCAGCCGGGGAACGCUCUGCCCCCGACCCCAACGUCCCAGCCCGCCGGGGGCACCCAGCCCCAGACGCCCUUCACGGACUUCUACAUCUGCCCCCAGCACAGGCCCGUGGUGUUUGGCCUGAGCUGCAUGCUACAGAGCAUCGUGCUGUGCUGCCCCAGUGCCCUGGUGUGGCACUACUCUCUGACCGACAGCCGGAACAAGACGGGCUCUCCUCUGGACCUGCUGCACAUCGCCCCCUCAAACCUGCCCAUGCCAGGGGGCAACACGACCUUCACCCAACAGGUGCGAUCUAAGUUACGUGAGAUUGAGGAUCAAGUUAAGGAGAGAGGCCAAGCGGUAGAGUUUCGAUGGUCGUUUGACAAGUGCCAAGAAACAACAGCAGGUUUUACGAUUGGCCGAGUAUUGCACACUUUAGAGGUCCUUGACAACCACAGCUUUGAGAAGUCGGACUUCAGUAACUCGCUGGACUCGCUCUAUAACCGCAUCUUUGGCUCAGGACAGACCAAAGAUGGCCACGAGAUGACUCCAGACGAUGAUGCAGUGGUCACUCUGCUGUGCGAGUGGGCCGUGGUCAGCAAGCGGUCUGGCCGCCACAGGGCCAUGGUGGUGGCCAAGCUGCUGGAGAAGCGACAGACGGAGAUCGAGGCCGAGCGGUGUGGUGAGUCAGAGGUGGUGGAUGAGAAGGGCUCCGUGUCCUCCGGUUCCCUCUCGGCCGCCACCAUGCCCGUCUUCCAGGAUGUCCUCCUCCAGUUCCUGGACACGCAGGCCCCAAUCCUCACUGAUCCAGGGAAUGAGAGCGAGCGCGUGGAGUUCUCCAAUCUGGUGCUCCUCUUCUGCGAGCUCAUCCGCCACGACGUCUUCUCCCACAACAUCUACAUGUGCACGCUCAUCUCCCGCGGCGACCUGGCCAGCGAGUCACACCUGCCCCGCCCCCGCUCGCCUAGUGACGAGCCGUCGGAUGACUCUGAGCGCAAGGAGCAGGACGCCGGGAGUAGUGUCAAAAUGGAGGAUACUGGCCUAUCUGAAUCGAUGGAGAUAGAUCACAACUCCAGCGCUAAUUUUGACGAGAUGUUCUCUCCUCCCAUGCACGAGUCCAAGGGGAGCCCCUCUCCAGAGAAGCCAGCCCCAGAGCAGGAGGGCAAGAGCGCGGCCAAGGACAAGGGCCUGGACCCGGCCUUCCCCCAGGUGUACGACCAGCCCCGCCACAUCCAGUACGCCACGCACUUCCCCAUUCCACAGGAGGAGAGUGCCAGCCAUGAGUGCAACCAGCGGCUGGUGGUUCUCUACGGCGUUGGGAAGCAGCGUGACGAGGCGCGGCACGCCAUCAAGAAAAUCACCAAAGACAUCCUGAAAGUGCUCAACCGCAAAAGCACUGCCGAGACAGGAGGCGAGGAAGGUCAGAAGAGGAAGAGGAGUAAGACGGAGGCCUUCCCCACUGCAGAGGACAUUUUCUCCAAAUUCCAGCACCUCUCCCACUUUGACCAGCACCAGGUCACCUCUCAGGUGUCCAGGAACGUUAUGGAGCAGAUACAAAGCUUUGCCUCAGCUUUGUCGUAUCACCUGCCCCUGGUCCAGCACAUCCAGUUCAUCUUUGACCUCAUGGAGUACUCACUCAACAUUAGUGGCCUCAUUGACUUUGCCAUUCAGCUGCUGAAUGAGCUUAGUCUGGUGGAAGCGGAGCUGCUGCUGAAGUCCUCCAGCCUGGUGGGCAGCUACACCACUGGGCUGUGCCUGUGCAUCGUGGCCGUGCUGCGCCGCUACCACUCCUGCCUCAUCCUCAACCCUGACCAGACCGCGCAGGUCUUUGAUGGGCUGCGUAUUGUGGUGAAGUCGGGUGUGAACCCAGCGGACUGCUCCUCGGCCGAGCGCUGCAUUCUAGCCUACCUGUACGACCUCUACACCUCCUGCAGUCACCUCAAGAGCAAGUUUGGGGAGAUCUUCAGUGAGUUCUGCUCCAAAGUGAAGAACUCCAUCUACUACAACAUUGACCCCUCCGACUCCAACAUGCUGUGGGAUCAGGCCUUCAUGAUCGAGGCCAUUGCCAACCCCUCGGCCCACAACCUCAACCAUUCCAUGGUUGGACAGCUGCUCAACGACAGUGCCGCCAACCGCUACAGCUUCGUGUGCAACGUGCUGAUGGACGUCUGUGUGGACCACCGCGACCCCGAGAGGGUGAACGACAUUGGCAUCCUGUGUGCAGAGCUGACGGCCUACUGUCGCUCUCUGAGCGCUGAGUGGCUGGGCGUCCUCAAGGCCCUCUGCUGCUCCUCCAACAACGGCAACUGCGGCUUCAACGACCUGCUGUGCAACGUGGAUGUCAGUGACCUGUCCUUCCACGACUCCCUGGCGACUUUCGUCGCCAUUCUGAUCGCCCGGCAAUGUCUCCUCUUGGAAGACCUCGUCCGCUGUGUGGCCAUCCCAUCACUCUUAAACGCAGCUUGCAGUGAACAGGACUCAGAACCGGGCGCUCGGCUCACCUGCAGGAUUCUGCUGCAUCUGUUCAAAACUCCUCUCCGCAACCCCUGCCCACAAGAUGGCAAGUCAGACAAGUCCUCUGUUGGGAUCCGGUCGUCAUGUGAUCGCCAUCUCCUCGCAGCAUCACAGAACAGCAUUGUGGUUGGAGCGGUCUUUGCUGUGCUGAAGGCUGUCUUCAUGCUAGGUGAUGCUGAACUAAAAGGCUCUGGGUUCUCACACCCCGCCGGUCUGGACGACAUCGGAGAUGACGACAUUGGCUCCAAGAAAUCCGGCGGGCGAAAUGUCUCCAUAGAGACAGCCAGCCUAGAUGUGUACGCCAAGUACGUGCUGAAGAGUAUUUGUCAACAGGAGUGGGUUGGAGAGCGCUGUCUGAAGUCCCUGUCUGAGGACAGCAGUGCGCUGCAGGACCCCGUGCUGGUCAACAUCCAGGCUCAGCGGCUCCUGCAGCUCAUCUGCUACCCGCACCGCCAGCUGGACAGCGAGGAGGGCGACAACCCCCAGCGGCAGCGCAUCAAACGCAUCCUCCAGAACAUGGAUCAGUGGACCAUGAGGCAGUCCUGCCUUGAGCUGCAACUCAUGAUCAAGCAAAGCACAAACAACGAACUCUACUCCCUGCUGGAGAACAUCGCCAAGGCAACCAUCGAGGUGUUCCAGAAGUCGGCGGAGAUGAACUCCAGUAACCUCUCAGGGAACGGCUCGGCCUCCGCGGGCAGCUCCGUCUCCAACAGCAACAACACCAGCAAGCUCAAACCCGUCCUCAGUUCGUCUGAGCGAUCAGGUGUGUGGCUGGUGGCGCCCCUGAUAGCCAAGCUGCCCACGUCGGUGCAGGGCCACGUGCUGAAGGCGGCCGGCGAGGAGCUGGAGAAGGGCCAGCACCUGGGAUCGUCCUCCCGCAAGGAGAGGGACCGGCAGAAACAGAAGAGUAUGUCUCUCCUGAGCCAGCAGCCCUUCCUGUCUCUGGUGCUGACGUGUCUGAAGGGUCAGGAUGAGCAGCGGGAGGGCCUCCUCACCUCCCUCUACAGCCAGGUGCAGCAGAUUGUCCAUAACUGGCGGGAGGACCAGUACCAGGAUGACUGCAAGGCCAAACAGAUGAUGCACGAGGCCCUGAAGCUCCGGCUCAACCUGGUGGGUGGGAUGUUUGACACGGUCCAACGGAGCACCCAGCAAACCACGGAGUGGGCGGUGCUUCUGCUGGACAUAAUCAGCAGUGGAACCGUGGACAUGCAGUCCAACAAUGAGUUGUUCACCACUGUGCUGGACAUGCUGAGUGUGCUGAUCAACGGCACACUGGCUGCUGACAUGUCCAGCAUCUCUCAGGGCAGCAUGGAGGAGAACAAAAGGGCCUACAUGAACCUGGUCAAGAAGCUCAGGAAGGAGCUAGGGGACCGGCAGUCGGAGAGCCUGGAGAAGGUGCGUCAGCUGCUGCCCCUGCCCAAGCAGACGCGCGACGUCAUCACCUGUGAACCCCAGGGCUCCCUCAUCGACACCAAAGGCAACAAGAUCGCCGGCUUCGAGAAAGAGGGCCUGCAGGUGUCCACCAAGCAGAAGAUCUCGCCGUGGGACGUGUUCGAGGGCCUCAAGCACUCGGCGCCGCUCUCCUGGGGUUGGUUCGGCACGGUGCGCGUGGACCGCAAGGUCACCAAGUUCGAGGAGCAGCAGCGGCUGCUGCUCUACCACACGCACGUCAAGCCCAAGCCGCGCAGCUACUACCUGGAGCCGCUCAACCUGCCGCCCGAGGAGGAGGAGCCGCCCACUCCCGUCCCCCAGGAGCCCGAGAAGAAGAUGGCCGAGGCGGUCAAGGCCGAGAAGAGCGUCUCGGCCGUGCCCUCGGAGCCCAAGAAGAAGUCCAAGAAGAAGAAGCCCUCGUCCACCACUAAGCCAGAGGAUUACGGUGCCCGUAACCCAGCUGUGGUCCCCUACCCUGGAGGAAUGUCUCAGGACAUGAUGGCCCAGCAGAACCCGUAUCGCAUGGGUUACAAUCCAGCCCAGAUGGGCAUGUACGCUCAGAACCAGCCCCUACCGCCAGGAGGACCUGGGCUGGAGAGCCCCUACAGGCCACGUAACAUGACCCCCAACAAGCUCAUGCCCACGCGCCCCAGCUACCCCGCUGGCAUGCAGAUGCAGGGCCCCAUGUCGGGCAUGAUGGGCAUGCAGAAGGAGCAGUUCCAGAUGGGCUACAAGCCGCAGCAGCCCAUGGGGCACAACCAGAUGCUGCGGCAGCAACUGCAGGUCAGAUUGAACCAGAUGCAAAUCAGACAGAUGAAUUCCAAUCCACAAUAUUCAUCAAUGCAGCCAACACAGAAUAUCUCCCAGGGCUACACCACUUACAUGACCGGAAUGCAGUCGCAUCCCUCGCAGCCGGGGGGCAUAGUUCCGCCGUCGUACGGCAACCAGAAUUUCCAGGGUAACCACCCUGGCACCAACCCUGGCGUGGUGGACCCCCUGAGGCAGAUGCCGACGAGACCCAGCGGCUACGUUCAUCAGCAGGCACCGGGCUACACGCACCCCAUGCAGAACGUCCAGAGGUUCCAGCACCAACCCAUGCAGCAGUCGCAGCUCAUGCACGGGCUGAGCCACAUGGCCGGUCAGGGCGUGCACCCGUCCAUGCGGCCCAACCAGAUGCUGGAACAGCAAGCCCAGGCUCAGGCCCAAGCCCAGGCCCAGGCUCAGGCCCAGCAACAGGCAGCGCAGCAACAGCAGGCGCAGCAGCAGCAAGUGCAGCAGCAGCAGCAGCAGCAAGUGCAGCAGCAGCAGUUCCUGCGGCAGCAGGCGCAACAGCAGCAGGUCCAGCAGCAGGUCCAGCAGCAGCAGGUGCAGCCCCAGCAAGUCCAGCAGCAGCAGCAGCAGCAGCAGGUGCAAGCGCAGCAGGUCCCCACAGCGCAGCCGCCCGCGCCCACACAGAACCAGACACUGAUGCAGCCGCUGCCCCCACAACAGCCCAUCUUUCCCCGGCAGGGUAUGCAGCAGACUCAGCAACAGCAACAGACAGCAGCCCUGGUCAGACAGCUCCAGCAGCAGCUCUCAAAUACACAACCUGGACAGAACACAGCCCCCUAUUAUUGAGAGAAAACAAGACUGUGUGUGUGUGGUAGCGAGAGCGACAAGAGACGGCGAGAGUGUGUGUAUGUAUUACUGUCAAGGAAGGAGAGGUGCACAUGUGGAUAUGGAUGAAUGCCCAGCCCAGCCCAGCCCAGCCCAGCCCAGCCCAGCCCAGCCGGACACUUUGCAGUGGCAGAUUGCUGAGCGUGAGCCCAUGCAGACAGCGGACAUUUUAAGGGGGUGAGGGGUGGGGGUGUCAGCCGGUGGUUUACUGAAUGCUAAAAUGACCUGUAGCCUGUGUACAGGGCUCAAAUAUGGGCCGAAAUCACGCCGACUUCACAUCAGACAUGUAAUUAUGAUCUGCAGGGAAGGCACUCUGCUGUGAAAUAGUGAUCAUGGAGUAUACAAUGGAAAGAGUUUAUGUAAAAAAGAAGUGCAAGAAAUUAUAAGAAUAAUGCAAUUUUUAUUUUAUUUCAAUUUGUACAAUUUUUUCAGUUUGGUGUAUUUCUCAUUAAAAAAAAUCAUGUCUGUU